AGUGCUGUCAAAGGGACGCACAUAUACGUAGCUUUUUAUAGAUGACAGUGCAGAGGAAACAAACUAGGAGGUGGUAGGAAGGUGGGAGAGGUUUAUCAUGUGCGUGUGUAACUCGAUCCUGUGUUCAUUUAUUGUUGAUUUUGGAUAAUGUAUGUUCGAAGUAAUUACUGCAGACUUUCGUGAAGAAACAUGUUCAGCAAAAAAAUUCACGCAGACGUCAAGAAGUCGACUCAGAAAGUCCAGGAUUUGAAGAAAGAUUCUGCUACACGUUUGAAGCAUCUCAGAAUUGUACUGGAACAUGUCGAUGUCGAGGAGGCAAAAACUUUCUUUGAGAGCAAUUUCAGUCACAUCUACUGCAUCCUUUAUGACAGUUUUGUAGCAGCUGAAGCAAAUCUGAAGCAGAGAGAGUUGUCUUUCCACUUAGUUCACAAGGCUCACAGAGAGGAACUGGAAUUCGUGCUGUUGAUACUGGAGAAAGUGCUGGUGCUGCUGCCUGAACUCAUCUCGGGACGAUGGCAACUACACAGCCUCACACGCAUCCUUAGUAAACUCCUGCAUCCUGGAAACUCUUACAAAUUGCGCAGAGAGGCAAUCAGGUAUUUUCUCUUAUGGUAUCAAGCACUGGGUGAUAAUGCACCUGACAGUCUGCAUGCCAUUUUUGCAACAUUAGUACCAGGUUUCCCAUCACCGUUCCCAGGGAUGGGGCUUCCUGCAUUAAGCCACAACUCUGCCUCUGUGUUUCAUGAUGCAACUGCAGGUCCUGUAUGUCCCGUGGAAAUACAACCACUGUUGUCUCCACAAAGUGGGGAGAAGCAGCCAGAAGACCCCACUCGGUUUUUUCUUGAUGCAUUACUGGAGUUCAUGGUGUCCCAGGUUACGAAGGUGGAAUGGAGGGACCGUGUUAAUAGGCAGCAUAAAUGUUUCACAUUUCUGUUUGAACGUUUCAAGCAGUAUUACUUGCCACAUAUCUUCCCAGAGUUUUCUCAUAUGACAAGUCUAUACAAGCCCGUUUUAGAAGUACCCUUGAAGAAACGUGCGUGUCCUGCUCCUGUGGAGACAGCUGAUGGUAAAAAACGAACUGACCCUUUCAUUGCCUGCCGUGUUGCUGUGAUCAGAUGGGUUGCCAUUUUUACACAUAUCACAAAAAAAGGAAGUGAACACACAUUUGUCCCAGCUCCAUCCAGCAGUGUCUCACCAAAUGAGGAAACAGACCGUUCACCAGGGACAGAGCUGAGACGUGUCAGUGUGAGUCAGGCAGGCUCGAACCAUGAAGCACAGUCUGCUGUGUCGCCAUUAUCAGAUUCAAAUCAUUCAUCAGCAUUUUCCCAGGCAGAAGUUGGACACACAGUUACUGAAGAUCCAAACUCAGCAGCCAUUAACUUGGUGCGUGAAGUGCUGUAUAGUACACGUGAAAACGUUAACUUUGUGCAUGAAGUCUACAGACAAGCAUUUCUGCUCAAUUUCACUCAUUCACCUGCUAUACGCAAGGCCAUAGCUGUCUAUAAGGACUGGAUUCAAAUGAAUGUCCCAGAACUCCCUUGUUUUAUGCUGGAGCCACUUGAGAGCCACGUAAAAAACAGUGGACCGCCAUCCAAUGAAUUUAGUUCCUUAGAGAGCACAGAAAGUCCUGAAUCGUUCAGAGUGACUCGCCUAAGGAAUGAUUCAUACCUUGGAGCCAUUCACAAGGAGAAUUUGUUGGUACGGGCUGGUUUACAGAAUUUGCUACAAUUAUUCAUUACACAUGCAGCAAAUGUGUUUACGUUGGAGUUGAGUCCUGAUUAUCCACUCCUUUUGGAGGAACAAGUGGAUACAUGUAAGCGUGUCCUCAAUAUAUACCGGUACAUGGUGAUGCACACCCGUAUGGAAGCUCGUACUUGGGAACAGUUAUUGGUGGUUCUCCUGCAAAUCACAUCACUCAUUUUAAGCAAAACACCCCCAAAACAUAAGGAAGAGACCCUUGGAGGAAAGCUAGCCCCAGCAAUUUUCCAGACACUAAUAGUGACAUGGAUAAAAGCUAAUUUAAAUGUGGUUAUCUCUGCUGAUUUGUGGGACCAGUUCUUAGCAGUUUUGUCAUCCCUUACACAAUGGGAAGAACUCAUUCGUGAAUGGGCAAAGACAUUGGAAACACUGACACGUGUUUUGGCACGCCAUGUCUAUGGCUUGGACCUCACAGAUUUGCCACUUGAUCGCCUGACAGAGCAAAAAGCCAAGAAACGGCGCGGAAACAGGCAGCAGAGUGUAUGUGAGAAUACCCAGAACCAGGGCCAUCCAACACAUCCAGCGUCUCAGCCAGCUCGCAACAGUGUUUCGUAUUCAUCUGGCCAAGGAUCAAUGCGAGCAAGUUCUAUUCCACCACUGGCAGCAUCCAGUACACCGUGUCAUGACCAAAGCUCUAGUGAUGGUCCUGCCAGCUUCAACACAACAGCUUCUGAGUUGUCAAGUGGAACGUUUCAGCAACACAAUCACUCUCAUUCACAUCACCACCAUCAUGGUAUGCUGGGAAGUAGUCCUAGUCCAGAUAAACGUCGUAGUGGGUACCACGGACUGCACUUACGUAGUGUUAGUGAGGGAAAUUUAUCAAGUGCUGUUGCACAUCGCCAUCGCCACAAGAGUAGCAGGAUGGUAGAUUCUGGGCGUCACUGUGCAAGUCGAGCUGCUCCAGUUGUCAUCCCAGUCUUACCUCUUUGUGUGGAAAGAGAAGUGGCUCGAAUCAUUGCUCAUUCAGGUGACACAAAUUACUCACAACGUACGUACCCAAAAACCCGGAUUCACAAGUCACGUUCCAUGGAUUCUCUUCGAAGUGCCAGAGCAGGAACACCAUUCCAGUACUCUGAGUCAGAGGGUCCAACAAGAUCCCCCUCUCCUGCUCCAUCGAGUGGAGUUGAAAGCAAUUCAAUCAAAGAUUCGCCCAUGCAGAUUGAUGUAAUAAGUGCAGAUGGUACAAGUUUAGAUCUUCAAGAGACCAGUGGCCGAACUUCAGUAAUGGCAGGAGGAACAGUGCGUGGUUGGUUGCCUGAUGUGGCUGUUGUAUUAUGGCGCCGUAUGUUGGGAGCUCUUGGAGACGUCAAUCAGAUUAGUUCACCUGUGCUACAUGCCCAAGUCUUUGAUUACCUGGUAGAGCUGUCUGAUACACUAAUAAAAAUUCGGAUGAACCAAGGAGUGUCUGUAGAUGGCCUGUGCACACCACCUCCUCCAGAUUUAAUACCACCUCUAAAAAUUAUUGCUCCUUGGUGUUUCAAGGCCCUGUCAUUGCCAGCAAACUAUGCACGUGGAAAGUUGAGUGCCUUGAGGUUGUUGUGCCAGAUGACAAUGACUCACCAAGACAUUCCAGCUCCUCAUGAUCAUGUUACUCACUUCUAUAAGGUGUUACACCAUGGACUUAUUGGCACUGAACAGGCUGUUGUCAACACAAUAGUGCAAUAUUGCGGACCUCGUUUCUUUUCACUGAUGUUACCAGGCUAUUCACUACUAAUGUAUGACUUUAUUCAUGCAGCCAAUACUGUUUUAUCAUCAAAUGAUAUAGCAACAGCUCCUCGGACUGAGGCAGCUUCCAUAUUGGGCACUCUGCUUUGCUUGUCCAGCACCUUCCCAGAACUACCAGUACUUCAGCCCACAGUAAAGGAGUUCAGUGUGAGAUCAUGUGUCGAUGCCAAGGAUCACAUUGUGCCUAUUUUACUAAGAUGUGGGAAAAGAGAACCAACAGGUUUGGCUCGUUGCAUUGCUCUUUCAAGCUUGGGCAUUUAUGUGUAUCAAGAAUUGAGCCAUGGCACAUGUCAUCCUCGCAUAAAAGAUGCAGUCAAUGUGUUGUUGCUUGCAUUAAGGUUCAAUAACAAGACUGUGGCACUGGUUGCCUCUGAUGUUCUUGUGGCAUUGUCUGAUCAUGCAGCUCACUUACUUGAAGUCUUUCCAGAGAUACCUUUACGGAUUAUUGAGGUGUUAGCUCUUACAUUGUCGCAGCUGGCUCCACGUCAACAAAAUAAGGAGAGUUUAUCUGGUUCCAGUUGUGUUUUACUUACAUCACUUAUGUUUUGCCUUGGUGAGUGGUGCAUGUGUGUACCAAUUCCACAAUUAGUGGCUCAUGGUCGAAACUGUUUGCUGCUUACAGUUUUCAAGGUUUUAAGUCAGUUGCAGAGUGGAAAGUCACACGCAACAGAAAGUGAAACACCACCUAUACCAGAGUCCGCAGACUACGAUUUGGAUAUAAAAUUAGAUAAUCUCCGUGAAGAAUCUGCACCACCUCAAAUAGCACAAGAGCCACCACCUCCUGGAUCAGCAGAGCAACCCAUUCAACUUGCUGCAAAAAUGGUAUUAAUGCAUCUUGUAAAUCACCUUGGCCACUUUCCAAUGGGCAUAGGAGCAGCUCGAUUGUCCUCAAUGGUAGUUGAACAAGAUGAUGUACCAGGCCUUUCUGCUGAUGAGCUCAGUGCAGAAGUUUUUUCUGCCCCAAAUAUCCAGUUGUUUGUGUUAAGUAGCCGUUUGCUAGUCUCGCUGGUCGAACUUCCUACUCUAGAUGUCCCUGGUGGUGGAGUGACGGCUGGCCUCCGUACUGCUCUCUCCCAGGUGCGCGUCAUUUUACGCGAUCUUGCUGGUAAGGCCAGCUGGGAUGCGUCAAUCUUGUACUGCUCUCCAGAUUAUGAGAGGACUGCAGAUUUUAGUAUAGUGGAGGAAGGUACCGAAUCCAGUGCACAGUGGGGGAAUUCAGUUCAUCCUGAAAUGUUGUCUAGUCUUGUUAUAAGUUCUCCACCACAGCACACUUUACGCCACCGUCCACCUCAUCAGUUACCUACUUGGGAAGAUGGUGCUGACGAUAUGGAUAAUUUGGAUGACCUUCUACAAUAUCUCGGGCACACUAGUCCAGAAUGUCUCGAGAGCCUCGAUACCCCACGGAACAUUCCAGCAUCACCACCACCACAGUUCACUAGAGAACUGGAAGAAGAGAGCAUGACUAGUGUCUUAGGCCAAAGAAAUAUUGAGAGGGAUUUUUUGCAGAGGCCUCUCAUAUCGCUGGGGAGUGAGCCGUGUGCUGCAGCAGUGCACUAUCCAACAACAGCACCAUUUCAACAUUGUCGGUUGUUGUUCUCACAGCUAGGACUAGCUGGAUGGGAACGAAGAUCGCAAUUGCAAUUGCUUGCAAAGAAUGAAAAACUGCUUCGGGAACUAAGAAACCUUGACACGCAGCGCUGUAGAGAAACACACAAAAUUGCUGUAAUAUAUGUAGCUGAAGGGCAAGAAGAUAAAAAUUCAAUCCUGUCAAAUACAUGUGGGAGCCAGGCAUAUGAAGAAUUCAUUUCCGGUCUGGCAUGGGAGGUGGAGUUGGAGUCGCACACUGGUUUUUUGGGUGGACUGCAACGAAAUAGAAGUACCGGUGAAACAGCUCCCUAUUAUGCAACUUCUUUUCUGGAAGCUAUUUUCCACGUGGCAACACGUAUGCCAUCAUCAAGUCAAGAAUCUUUAUUACAGAAGAUGCGUCACCUUGGCAACGAUGAAGUACAUAUUGUAUGGUCAGAGCAUAACAGGGAUUACAGGCGUGGAAUAAUUCCAACAGAAUUUUGUGAUGUUCUUAUUGUCAUCUAUCCUUUGCUGAAUGGAUUGUACCGUGUACAAGUCAAACGGAAGCCUGAUGUUCCAUACUUUGGACCACUCUUCAAUGAAGCAAUAGUUGACAGUAAAGUGCUUCCGGGCUUGGUGAGAGCAUCUGCAAUUAGUGCCAGUCGUGCCAAGCGGAGUAUGCUUCCUUUUUACCAGAAUUAUUAUGAAGAACGUUCCAGAUCACUGGAGACAGUAGUAUGCAACCACCGGGAGCCAACUACAUUUGAGGAGUUUGCUGCACAGGUCUACUCGCCAGUGCAAACACCAUCACCUUUUUGUGGCGGACCAACACGUUCCUCAGGGACAUCACUGAGCUCUCGUAGUCCUGAACCAAGCUGUUCGUCUGCACCCAGUUCAACACUAGCAGCAGCACUAUUGGACUCCCACCACCACUGCAGUGGCAGUCCAUCAGAUUCAAGGAUUCGAGGAGCUGAAAGUAUUAGAGUCUGGUUUGCAGGCAAUGAAGUGGCAUCUGCAGCUGACAGCGGACUUCACGGCAUAUCACCAAGACCAUUAAAGAAACUAUCUUUCAAGACUACAGCAAGGAAGUCUCUAGCUGUUCGCUGUGAAUCUGUUUCUCUUACUCCACCUGACAGCCCCACAACUCGGAAAACAAAGUAAAAGUGAUAAUGCCCACUAAAUAUGAUUUUAUAUCUUGACUCGUCAACAGUGUGCUUGUAUAUGUGUGUAUGCGUGUUUUAAAGGACUGGUUUUCUUGCACUAAGUGAUGACAGAGAGUUAUUUUGGAAUGUAGACUGUCUUGACACAAACUUUAAAUGAAAAUGCAGAAGGUACACAGAAAGCAUCAGAGUUCUUAUUUACUAGGUGCUAUUUAGUGUGUUGUUUCUCAGGGAUGUCAAUAAUGACUGCUGCCUCUUGUAUUGAGGAUUUAAGUAAGUUUCUGAACACAGUGUUAAUAACAACUUGGUGCAUUUUUGUUAUUGUACCAGCAAGAAAGUGCUUGAUCUUUCCAUGUUGGAUAUCAUUGGAAUCUACUGAAACUUUCUCACACAUUGCCAGAAACUCAGUGAAUUGAACUGUUUACUUACCACGCAAUGAAAGAUACAAAAGUUGGUUGCUCAUCACUUGUGAUUAGUAUUUGUCAUUAACAGGUGUUAUUUAAAGCUCUACGGAUAAACAAACACUUGGAAGAAGAAAGAGCACAUUAUCAAAAUGGGAGUAUCAAAGGUCAUCAUAUCCAUCCCAGUAGUUGGCAUGAAACUUACCUCUUUGUCAGAUUCUUCGAAACAUUAAGUGUCUUACAUAGGAAAAAUAUAUUGUAAAUUACUUUACCUACAGACGAGAGUUCCAAUCUCUUGUGUAGCAAGCAGCAAGAGUGUCAGAUAGUAUUUUUUAACAUUUUCUGCAUGUACUUUUAAAGAGAGAAUGUAAUUUUCUUUGACUUAACUUUACAAAGAACUUACUUUAAUUCAGAUUGUAUUCAUGAAUUUUCUGUGGCUGUAUCAAUAAUUCUACUUCCUCUUUUAGAUUUUACUUGACAAGCACUUACGUAGAAAAGCAGCUAAGCACAACUACUUCUAAAUGUUUUUUUUUUAAUUAUUGGUGAUAAAACAAUUUAAAAUUCUGUAAAUAUUGAAACACUGAAGAAGAUCAAUAGAGAGAUAUAAUAACUGUAUAGUGACCCACAACUACUAACAGCACUGCACAGUAACACCAGUAAAGUAACAUCACUAAUACUUUAUAAUUAUCUGGAGACACAGUAUGCAGUUUGAUCGCUAAAGCAUGACAGACAUUAGCUCAUAAUGCCUUGUGACUGAAGGAGUUCAAAUAAUUUUGAGCAUUAUUAAGGUGCCAGUUCACUGCUAAUGGUUAAUAUUUCACAUCCAGGAAUCUUUUCUGUGGGGGAAAAAGAGCGGAAGAAAUGAAUAAGAAAUAAGUACGAUGAGGAAUACACAUCCCCACAACAAAGUUAAUGAGAAUAUUGGAUAGAUGCUGAAGGUCACAAACCAUAAUGAGAAAUGGACCUGUAGCAUCAGCAUGACUGACUUGGCAGUUCCAAGUUGUAUCAGUUCCUCAUUAUAAUUAUCAUUUACUUUCAAAUCUUGGUGAUAGUAAAGGAGAUGAAUGUUUUUCUUUUGAGUACAAGUUGACAGAAUGUACUACAAUUCUCGUAGAUAUAAAAGGGAAAAGAUAUUAUUGUCGAAUAUGGUGCUAUUUGGGAACAUCUAAACACUGUAUUUACAAUUUUUGAGAACUGUGUUGGCAACUGUGGGCUACAGAUAUAACAGUAAUAAAUAACUUUACUAGUAGAUUGUUCCUGAAACUCAUAAUAGCAACACAAGUGAGUCUGUGGUGAUUAUCUGAGUGGUACUGUUCACAAACUCAUCCAGUGCUCCAUAAGAACACUUUCCUUCUGUGGCUAACAAUGAGGAACAUGUCAGGAGAAAUACAUUUCUCAUUGUCAGCUGUACAAGAAGAUCUGCUCAUUUCACAGUAGUGUGAAAGAUAACUUUGUUUGCCAUGAUUCGUGCAACUUGGACCUUGCAAAAUGUUACUGUCAACUGUUAAUCAUCAACUUUUAAUUGUAGUUAGAACUUUAGCCUUGAACUUUUUCUGGCUGUAGUGAUAAAAAAAUCCUUGCAGCAUUUAAUGAAACUAUGAGUGCUUUAUGCAUUUCUCUAGAUAUGGCUCUUUGCUUAAAGACACUAAAAACUCACUUCCGGCCAUUUUCGGUUCUGAAUUGAGUCCUCUACAAAUGUUAUGAACUUCACUGCAUAGCAUCCCAUGUCAAGGAGACAGGCUGGUAGUAACAACGCUAACAGUGCAUGUGUUUCUUAUCAUUUGUGUAAUAACUUUCAGAGUCAUAAUUUUUCUGUGACUCGUACAUUAGAUUACCCUUAAACCAAGCCAUCACCACUCUUUUUUUUUUUUAAAUGUCCUUGUUGCACACUUUGCGUUUAUAUGAUGUGUAUACAUUGCCAUCUCCUUUCUUUGAAACAGUUUUCUGAUAUUUGGGCAUUAUGUAGUCAAAUCGUGGUGGUGGCGUGAAAAAUAUGUUAGUCCACGAAUUCUGUGAGACACUGUGGACAACUGGGGUCAGCCUAUCAGCAGUCCUUUACUUUUGUCUUGCAUGCACCCUUAUUAAAUUUAUAAUUUGCAGCAACAAAACCUACAUUGCUCAGUAGUUCAGCAGUCAUUUUUUCCCUGUAGAUGCUCAAUUAAUUUGUCACCAUCUUCAAAGUCUAUAGUCAAAAGAAAAAUAAAAGUACUGUUGUAAUGGAAAAUAUUCACAUUGGUUUCAUGUGGCCUUAAAGUUGACAUUUAAAACAGUAGCCUGUUGGUUAUGUUCAGAAAUGUGUUUAUCAUGUUAAACUGUCAAUAAUACUGAAUUCUGUCCGGAUUUCUUUUACAGAUGGAAGUUUGUGGGGGGGGGUUAUUGCAUAUGCUUCAUAGUCUUCCUUUGAUCACAAUCCUCAAUUCACAUAACAGCACUUAUGUAAAUGUGAAGUGCUAUUAUUAAAUUCUUUUUGAUGAAUUAGAUAUGAAAAUAUUCUUACUCUCCCCAUCCCCCUCUUCAUAUCAUGAGCAUACAUCAUUAUGGCAGUAUUUAUAGUGCUUAGUGCACACAGGUAAGGAUGGUAUAAAGAUAUAAGCCAUGAUGCUUAUUAUGAUAUAAGAAGAAUGUAGUGUUGUUGCAUUAGUCCUUCACAAAAACAAAACAGACAAUUUAAUUACUAAGAAUGCUGUGAUUUACCCUUCUCCUUGCACUAGAAGUAAAAUCAAAAGGGAUAUAUCUACCUCAGCAACAACCUGUGUUCAGCAGUCAUUAACCAGAUCUGGGUAAAGCAUCGUUAUUAUAUAGUUACAUUACCUGAAUGUCAGUACUGCUUUGUUGAGGUCCUUGUACAGUUAUUUCACGUAGUUACGUAUCAACUGUAGCUUUGUGCAUGUUUUGUGCACAGAAUACAUUGACCUGUGAACUUCGUGUCACUUACAAAAUCAACUGAAAGUGACAACUUCGUAAAAAUAUUUUUUCCAUUAUAAUUUGAGUGAUUUAAAACUACCUUUUUAUUCAGUUUUUGCAUUGAAAGUGCACUCUUUAUCAUGAAAUUUCAUUUUACAAAUCAUACUUAGCAAAAGUGUAUUACAAACUUCACAGGGACAACUAUGGCACUUUUCACCGAUUGUUAGGUCCUCAUAUCUUGGAAUUUAACAACAGAUGUACUAUAGGUGUUCAGUUCUUUCAUUCUGAAAUACAGUCACAUACCUCUGAAUUCAGUUCACAUGUGAAUUUAGUGUCUGUGGACUUCAUGCUUUAGCAAUGCUUCUGCAUUGUUAUAUUUAGCAUUGUGUUAUGAAGGUUAUACAGUACACAUCAGAACUGAGAUGUUAGUUGUUUACAAGUUUCAAACAUUCAACAGUGCUAUUGCCAUCCUAGCUUCUGACCAGCAUUGAGUCUUUAUUUUUAAAAGUUAAGAACUCAUUCUGCCUAAUUUUCUUUUAAGGAAUAUAAUUUUGGUUUUCAUUAGUCAAGUUGUAGUUAAAAACUAAUCGAAGAUGUAGGCUGCAAAAUUGCUGUACUCUAACAGAUAUAGAAAUUUUUAUUGUUCUACAAGCUUGUGGAAUUACUUGUGACUACACAUUGUCUAUAUUUUAUGUCUGCUGUAUACCAAGGGCUGUGCCAUAGGAUACACUGUGAUCUUUGUGUUGUUAACAAAAAUUCCAAUAGAGUUUUGUUGUUGAACAUGUGCUUCUUACAAGUAAAAAUAAGAAGAGAUAGGGCUGGGCUGAGAAUGAGUAUCUCUUCUCAUACCUGGCUUCUAUGAGAACUCUUCGUACUAUCAUAAUUUUUUUAUUAACAAUAUCCAAUGUACUGUGUGUUUUCACAGUGGGUGAAAGUAUUGCUUUCUGUCUAAGAUUAAGUGCACUUAAAUUUCAUUAAGUUUUGGUGACUGACAGUGAGUGAUUGUAACUGAACGUGACACCCCAAUUGUUGUGCAUAGAAAAUAUUUAAAAUCAUAAACUUUUGUAUACUCUCCCUCCAGUAUACUGUAUUAUUUGCAAAUUAUAUACUCUGAAGGUAAUUUGCAUGAUCUCACUUGCCCCUUUUUUUGCUUAUAUUAUGCUUCUUAAUAUUGUUAAAGGGUUGUUGUAUUAUACAUUCCAUGAAACUUAUGUGCAUACUUUAACAGACGUGCUUUGAAUAUUAUUAUUCUAACAAGUUAAUUAGAAUAAUACAAAAUAAGAAAGACUUUGACUGAUUAACUAAAAAAAAUCUGUAUCACUCAUCCAAAAAAUGAACCAAUGAAUGACAAAUAGUGAUGUAACUUCAUGUCACAGUACUAUCCAGUAACUAUGGGAACUCCACUUGUCGCCCAAUGACAGAGCUAUUUGAACCAUUGUCCAUAUAACAUACAGUUAUGGUUAUGUGAUAUUCUUUCUGAAAAUAUGAUCAGUAAUGUGCACUACAGUUAAAAUUACUUUUAGUAAGGUAAAACUAAAUUUGCGUUGUAAUCAAACAGUAUUCAUAUGUUAUUUAUUUAUGUAGUAAGAUUUAUUUGGUUUUAUUUAUUCCUGUAUUUAUUUAUUUAUUUGUUCAGUUCAUUUAUUUGUAUAUAUUGACAAACAAUUAAGCAGUAAUGUUAUUUGUGGUCUGUGACUUGCACCAUUACAUUAUGUGUGUAUAAAAUAAACAUAAAUAGUUCAUAUGUUUUUGUUUGUUAUGACAAACUAUUUACGUAUUUUUGACAGUGUUGCUGCAUUCCAUAAAUUAACACUCUGUUAAUAUAACAUAUAAUAGUCUUAUUUAAACUUCAUUGGUGCUUUCAUUCUCUGCUGUUUUCCAUAUUGUCCUCUUUUUCACUGUAAUAUGAAUAUGUACUUAAUUGUGUAGUGUAAAUAAUAAUCUUUUUGGAAGACUUCAUGAUGUAGGUGUUUAUGUAUAUAUUUGGCAAUUGAACUACAGUCUCAAAACCUGUGAAUAUUUAGUGUAAAAUUAUGUUAAUGUGUUUGACUGUGGCACAUGUGUGAUAUAAAAAUUGUAACUGCUGUUAUCCUGCCUCUGUUUUCUUUCCAUUUGAAGGUUUUAUGAAAGAGUUUUUUUUAUUGAAAAAAUAUAGUUGGGUUUCCUGACGUAUUUACAUGACAACAAGUAAUAUUGAAGAUAUUUCAUUUCAAGUAUAAAAGGAAAUAAGAAAAUUUUUGAAAUUCCUUUAUUAUAAAUCACACUACAAGUUCAUUUCAAAUUUUAUAAUAAAAUUUACAUCAUAUUUCUUAACAUGCAUUAGAAGCGGGAGUCUGUAAACCAGUUUCAGCACUGAUGCUUUUUGCUAUUAAUAGUAGCUGUUCUCUUGAGCAGGUGCUGUUAAGACACUUCUAUGCAAUAACAGAGACAAAACAUGAUUUUUAUCAGUGAAGUUUAAUUGCAUAUUAAAGUUUCUCUAGUGGAUACAUAGCUUUGAAAUCAAGAAAAAUCAGCAUUGUUAAUGUUUGGAGCCAUACAAUUUUGCCAGCAUAAAUUUUUAAACAACAGAAUUCGUGUGAUGGAUGCUGUUUUGUGGGCAUUUAUACAAAAUAUUAUUUUGUCAGUUUACUGAUUUUGAAAACAACGAUGAGCCUUUAUAAGAUUGUUGAAUAUUUUCUGUAUUAUAGUGUUUAAGAAAAGUUAAUUAUUGGGAAGUAUUCACAUUAAGCUAGAUAUAAGUACAAAUAACGCCAUUAAUGGAGAGAGAUACAGUAAUCUAGUACAGUACAGGAAAACAUUAAGCUUGUGAUCAGACAAAAUAAGUGUAAAUGGCAUUUUAAAAUAAGGUGCCAUGAAUGUCUUUCAUUUGCUGUCUGACUACAUUGCAAGUAAUGUUCUUAUUUUACACAGUAAAUUAUGGCUAUGUUUCGUAAUAAUAAAGUAGCUUCAUUUACAACUGAGUUUCUAAUAUUAUAGUUCAUUGACUGUGAUGAAAUCAUUAUGAGACGUAUAAAAUCUUUACAUGUAGUGACCUUCUUGCGCACAAUCAGUUACUGUACUUAAAAUCUUUGUCACUGUGCUUUUAUAUCCUUCUGUUAUUUAUAGAAUGUACAUAUAAACUACACACUUUGUAAAUAGCUACAUUUAAUGUAUGAUAAAGUCCAUUAAAUGUACAUAUUUAAAUAAACAAUUGAUUUUACUGCA
Messenger RNA from Schistocerca gregaria, 12718 nucleotides. Its product is annotated as probable Rho GTPase-activating protein CG5521. Lineage: Eukaryota; Metazoa; Arthropoda; Insecta; Orthoptera; Acrididae. The record is from RefSeq and is a predicted model, not a curated record. The coding region runs from base 190 to 6210 and encodes 2006 amino acids. Gene Ontology annotation, molecular function: GTPase activator activity. The transcript is spliced from 40 exons. Gene Ontology annotation, biological process: regulation of small GTPase mediated signal transduction; positive regulation of GTPase activity. Gene Ontology annotation, cellular component: nucleus; cytoplasm.